Molecule: messenger RNA, 1568 nt
Organism: Selaginella moellendorffii
Lineage: Eukaryota; Viridiplantae; Streptophyta; Lycopodiopsida; Selaginellales; Selaginellaceae
Product: pentatricopeptide repeat-containing protein At1g56690, mitochondrial
Exons: 2
Coding region: 27-1487 (486 amino acids)
Molecular function (GO): protein binding
Source: RefSeq, a predicted model, not a curated record
CAGGCUCUUGGUUGGAGUGGCUUGAUAUGUUCGCUGCGGUGACAUUCGAAGAGUUGGUCUCGAUCAUAAGUUCAUGCCGGAUACUCUGGGAAGCCAAGCAUGUCCACUCCCGGGUUGUGCAAAGCGAACACAUGGCUCACUCAGGACUCUACCUCUCCAACAUGCUGCUUCAGAUGAACAGUUUCUCAUGGACCCUGAUGAUGACCGCCUAUGGCCAGAACGGGCACGCUCGAGAGGCAAGACAGGUGUUCAACGACAUGCCAGAGAAGAACUUGGUGGCCUGGACAGCGAUGGUUACAGCUUACGCAGAGAACCGAAGAGUGGACGAGGCAAAGCUGGUGUUCGACGCCAUGCCGGCUCGGAACCAGGUGUCUUGGAACGGGAUGCUCUCGGCCUAUGCCCAGAACGGGCAUGCAGACGAGGCCAGGGACGUGUUUGAGGCGAUGCCGGAGAGGAACUUGGUCGGGAGCACGACCAUGGUGGUGGUUCUCGGGAGCUCGGGCCGGGUGGACGAAGCCCGGGUGGUGUUUGAUGGGAUGGAGGAGACCGAUGUUGUGGCCUGGACAGCUCUCCUGGACGCGUACGCUCAGAACGGGCAUCUCUCCGCGGCCAAGGCAGUGCUGGAGGCGAUGCCGGAGAGGAACGAGGUGUCGUGGACGGCCAUGUUUGGAGUGCUGGCCGAGAGCGAGAGCCUGGAGAGCCUCAUGGAGCUGUUCGUCCAGAUGCCCGAGCACAACGUUGUAACUUGGACGGCAGCCGUGGUGGCGCACGCCAGGGACGGGAAGUUUGGCGAGGCCGAGGAGCUCUUCACCGCCAUGCCGGAGAAGAACCUCGUGUCGUGGAACGCGAUGCUGGCGGCGUACAACCAGAGCAGGGAUCUCGCCAGUGCCAAGAACUUGUUCGACGCGAUGGUGGAGAGGGACGCUCUCUCGUGGAGCUCGAUGAUCAUCGGCUAUGGCCAAGCCGGGGACUUGGGGAGCUCACAGAGGCUGCUGGAGCGGUGCCCGGAGAGGCAGCACGGAUCGGUGUGGAACGCGAUGCUCGCCGCGAAGGCGCACAACAGCAGGGAGGUGGAGGAGACUGUGGGAGUUCUUCGCGAGAUGGAGGCCGAGGGGGUGGCGGCGAACGAGACGUCGCUGGUUUCGGUGAUGGCGGCUUGUAGCCAAGCCGGGGACGUGGGCGGUGCUUGGAGCUGGAUGGUGGCGAUGGUGGAGGAUCGGCGGCUGAGGCCACACAAGCAGCACUUUUCGUGCGUGGUGGACGCGCUGGGACGAGCGGGGCGAGUGGGCGAGGCGGAGGAUCUCAUGGCGGCCAUGCCGUUUGUUCCAGACGAUGUGGACUGGCGGUGCUUGGUGGGGGCUUGCAAGAGGCACCUUGACGCCGGGCGAGCCGCCAGGCACGCCGCCAAGCUGGAGAGGGUCAACUCGGCGGCGCCAUACGUCCUUGUGUCCACGGCCAUGAAAUGGCAGUCAAUGCCGGUCAAAUAAGUUUAGGGUUUAUUGUAAAAACGAGGGAUGCAAACAGAACAUGCCACCUAAAUACUUGCUUCAAACACUUCAGCUUGUUCA